GCCGCGGGCCAUGGCGGGCCGCGCGGGGAGCAUGGCGCUGCCGCGGCUGCAGGAGGACCUGCGCGCGCUCCAGCUGCACAGGGUGCCCGCGGCCUCCUGGCGGGCCCUGCACGAGGAGGGCGAGCCGCCGGCCGACCUGGACCUCGGCGACGCGGGCGCGCCCAGCCAGGAGGCGCUCAAGGCCGUGCUGCGCAGCCUGCACGCCGUGCGGGAGGAGCGCGCCGGGCCGGCGCUGUGGGAGUGGCUGGAGGAGCCCUCUGGGCCGGAGGCGGGGGCCCUGCCGAGGCUGCGGGGGCCUGCCGAGAAG
Messenger RNA from Prorocentrum cordatum, 307 nucleotides. NCBI's taxonomy places the organism in Eukaryota, Dinophyceae, Prorocentrales, Prorocentraceae. The record is from the annotation of a GenBank genome assembly.